Molecule: messenger RNA, 291 nt
Organism: Diutina rugosa
Lineage: Eukaryota; Fungi; Ascomycota; Pichiomycetes; Serinales; Debaryomycetaceae
Gene: SNP3
Product: Sm-like protein
Exons: 1
Coding region: 1-291 (96 amino acids)
Biological process (GO): mRNA splicing, via spliceosome
Cellular component (GO): catalytic step 2 spliceosome; U4/U6 x U5 tri-snRNP complex; Lsm1-7-Pat1 complex
Molecular function (GO): RNA binding
Source: RefSeq, a predicted model, not a curated record
AUGUUGUUCUUUUCGUUUUUCAAAACGCUUGUGGAUCAGGAGGUUACCGUCGAGCUCAAGAACGACAUUGAGAUCAAGGGAACUCUUAAGCUGGUCGACCAGUUCCUCAAUCUCAAGCUCGACAACGUGUCUUGCGUCAAUCAAAGCAAAUACCCUCAUUUGGGGUCGGUGAAGACGCUUUUUAUCAGAGGUUCCACUGUGAGAUACGUUCAUAUGAGUCCCAACCUGGUUGAUUGCACCUUGUUGCAGGACGCUUCCCGUCGGGAGGCCAUGGUUCAAGCCGGCAAGUGA